Molecule: messenger RNA, 1008 nt
Organism: Procambarus clarkii (red swamp crayfish)
Lineage: Eukaryota; Metazoa; Arthropoda; Malacostraca; Decapoda; Cambaridae
Product: zinc finger protein 737-like
Biological process (GO): regulation of DNA-templated transcription
Molecular function (GO): RNA polymerase II cis-regulatory region sequence-specific DNA binding; DNA-binding transcription factor activity, RNA polymerase II-specific
Source: RefSeq, a predicted model, not a curated record
AUGACAACUAAAGUAAUGAUUCGUACUGGUGAUAAGCCCCACAAGUGUCCCGAGUGCCGAGCAAAAUUCAAGGACCUUAGCACUUUGACAUGGCACAUGUUUGUACAUUCUAAUGAAAAUCCAAACAAGUGUCCCAAGUGCGAGAAGAAAUUCAAGGACUCUACAGGUUUGAGAUUGCACGUGGUAGUACAUUCAGAUGAUAGGCCUCACGAGUGUCCUGAGUGUGAGAGCAAAUUUAAACACGCUUCAACUUUGAGAUAUCACCUGUUAGUACAUUCAGAAGAUAAGCCUCACGAGUGUCCUAAGUGUGAGAAGAGGUUCAAGGACCCUAGAAUUUUGAAAUAUCACCUGUUAAUACAUUCAGAUAGGCCUCACGAGUGUCCUCAGUGUAAGAAAAGAUUCAAGUACCCUACAGGUUUGAGAGAACACCUGUUAGUACAUUCAGAUGAUAGUCCUCAUGAGUGUCCUGAGUGUAAGAAAAGGUUCAAGUACCCUGCAAGUUUGAGAAAACACCUGUUAGUACAUUCAGAUGAUAGUCCUCAUGAGUGUCCUGAGUGUGAGAGAAAAUUUAAAAACGCUGGAACUUUGAGAAAUCAUGUGUUAGGUCAUUCAGAAGAUAGGCCUCAUGAGUGUCCUGAGUGUGAGAAAAGGUUCAAGUCCUCUGGAACGUUGAAACAACACCUGUUGGUACAUUCUGAUGAUAGGCAUCACCAGUGUCCUGAGUGUGCAAGACAAUUCAAACACCGUCACCAUUUGAAACAGCACUUGUUACUACAUAUGAACGAUAAGCCUCAUAAGUGUCCUGAUUGUGGCAAAAGUCUUCGUGGAAAUAUGAAGAAACGUGUAAAAGUGGAUACAGGUGAUACGUCUCACAAGUGUGAAGGGUGUGAGAAAAGUCAACUUACAAAUAUGAAGAGACAGGAAGAGGUGCACUCUGAGUUAAUCGGUGCCCCAGCGAGCAACAAGAAGCAGAAUAUGAAGAGGCAUCAAUUCCACAAAAUAUGUUAG